AAACCAGAUUCGGUUUAAAGGCGUAUGGCGGAGGGAUUUUUGAAUUUAAACACUGGAGCGAGCCCUGAGCUUCUGGGCUGAUGGUCGACCUGUCAUCAAUUUCGGUGAAAUCCAGUCAACAAUUCAAAAGGUUCUUGAACUGAAAUUAAGCCAUUGUAUGAUGGAUGCUGCAAGAAUAAAGACUAUACAGGACCCGAAAAGUCAGAGAAAUUCAGGAGGAAAGAUGGCCAGCAGUGAGGUGCCGAGGCGGGUUCCCAUAUCGCAGAGCUCCCACAUGCCCGCAAAAGCGCAGCCUCAGCGGGUUCUGGGUGCAUCCAAUGGGCCACAGCGCGUACAGCGUCCCAUCGGGCCGCAGAAAUCUGUGCCCUGCGCCCCGAGCAGCAAAGCAGCGCAGGCCGGAGAGCAGAACACCCCAGUGGGUCAAGCUCAGAGUAAGAACGAGCCGAACAGGAAGGAAGCCGCUGCUCCAGAUCCCAGCAGGAAACUGGGCACUUCUGCAAAGGAGAAGGCACCAGAUAAAACUGGGACUGUGGAAUCGACAGAGACUUCAAAGAAACGAUGGAGCUUGGACAACUUUGAUAUCGGGCGUCCCUUGGGCAAAGGCAAGUUUGGUAACGUGUAUCUGGCAAGAGAACGUCAGUCCAUGUUCAUCCUGGCCCUGAAGGUCCUCUUCAAGCAGCAGCUGGAGAAGGCUGGUGUGGAGCAUCAGCUCAGGAGGGAGGUGGAGAUCCAGGCCCACCUUAGGCAUCCAAACAUCCUGCGUCUCUAUGGCUAUUUCCAUGACUCUUCCCGCGUUUACCUCAUCCUGGAGUUUGCACCCAAGGGAGAAUUGUACAGUGAGCUGCAGCGCAGUGGCCGUUUUGAUGAGCAGCGAACUGCCACGUACAUCACAGAGCUAGCAGACGCCCUUCAGUACUGUCAUUCCAAAAAGGUGAUACAUCGGGACAUAAAGCCGGAAAACAUACUCCUCGGUGCCAACGGGGAGAUAAAAAUUGCUGAUUUCGGCUGGUCUGUCCACACUCCUUCCUCCAGGAGGUCAACUUUAUGUGGCACUUUGGAUUAUCUGCCACCUGAAAUGAUCGAAGGCAGGACUCAUGAUGAGAAGGUGGACCUGUGGAGUUUAGGAGUUCUCUGCUACGAGUUUCUUGUUGGGAAGCCGGCCUUUGAGACAAAAAGCCACGAGGAGACCUAUCGCAAAAUAUCAAGGGUGGAGUUUAAUUACCCUGCACAUGUGAGUUCGGGAGCUCAAGACCUGAUCAGCAAACUGCUGAAACACAAUCCUUUGCACAGGCUCCCUAUCCAUGGGGUGCUGGCCCACCCAUGGGUGGUGGAAAACUCUACGAAGAAGCCCACCUACACGCCCCCAAGUCCACAGCCUGCCCCGACAUGCUGAUCACAGCCGUUAAGGAGCUUUGCUGAUCUUGCGGUUUGUGGAGAUGCAAACCGUACGAUGCUUAAACUCUCUCGUCAAAGCUGAAACUGGUCGUGAGUCUGACCGAUGGCAUUGAUCGGCUGUGACUGGGAUUUGGCUCAAACUGUUCCCAUGGCAAUUGCUUGAAAAACUUGUAAAGUAUUGGUGUCUGUGUUCUUCUGUUGAACUGUACUUUCUUUAGACUUGCUGUUUUUCACUUGUCUGAUUUCGUAAAUGUAAAAAGGACUUUGUUCAUCAGAUUCACUGCAAUAGUUUUGGGGGCUUGCACAGAGUCUCUGAACCGUGUUGGACUUUGAGGGUAGGUAGCUCCAUUUCGCUGCAUACCAGGGUUUGCAGUUGAUACAAGUUGCAUUUUUAAUGUGUACAUUAACGUUAUAAAUACUUUAUAAAUAAAUGUAACUUUCUAAAUCA
This is a messenger RNA of Brienomyrus brachyistius, 1843 nucleotides long. It is a transcript of the gene aurka, whose product is annotated as aurora kinase A. Lineage: Eukaryota; Metazoa; Chordata; Actinopteri; Osteoglossiformes; Mormyridae. Gene Ontology annotation, biological process: mitotic spindle organization; protein phosphorylation; regulation of cytokinesis. Bases 158 to 1393 code for a protein of 411 amino acids. Gene Ontology annotation, cellular component: spindle midzone; spindle pole centrosome; chromosome passenger complex. The transcript has 9 exons. Gene Ontology annotation, molecular function: protein kinase activity; ATP binding. The record is from RefSeq and is a predicted model, not a curated record.